Ictalurus furcatus (blue catfish) is the source of this 4977-nucleotide messenger RNA. RefSeq names its product E3 ubiquitin/ISG15 ligase TRIM25-like. Bases 2494 to 4164 code for a protein of 556 amino acids. Lineage: Eukaryota; Metazoa; Chordata; Actinopteri; Siluriformes; Ictaluridae. The transcript is spliced from 8 exons. The record is from RefSeq and is a predicted model, not a curated record. Gene Ontology annotation, molecular function: protein binding; zinc ion binding.
UAUUACUUGUUAUUAUGUGAGAGAGUGGCUGGUGGGGAAAUGACUGUUUCCAGCUGCUUUACAGUAAGUGAGAACAGGAACUAACUUGUCUCACGGAUUAUCUACAACAUUCAAUGUAACAAUAACAUGUAUAAUAUAUUUGACUGUCAUUGACAUUGUCACUGUGGUCUUACAAGAAUAAAAAUACUUCAGGAAGUGUUCUUAAUGGAAAAUAAUUAAUUUCAUUUUUACUCUAACUCAUUUAAUUGUGUUUCUGUAAUGAAUUUUAUAGAUUACGAUGACUGGGAUUAACCUAUCCUUCAAGAUCCUGUGCAAAAAUGGUGGUGAUAUAACCAAACAGGAUGGCUCGGGUGGAAAGUCUAUCUAUCUGUGGACAGCUGUAGUUCUCUUCUUCAUACAAUAAGUACAUUUGUGAAAGUUUUUCAUGUUCUGCUUGGUUUUACUUUCUUUGGUCAUGAGUUAGGGUUAAGGUUGUCCUUAUUAGGCAUUUGAUAGAAGGGCAACCAAAGGUCAAAGACCUCAUUCUAGUUUUGUGGAGUGAUUUUUUUUUUCCCCAAAUGAAACAUGAUGGCACUAAUGACGGACUCGACCUACCUAAAGCUGUGUGAAUUGUGGUCAGUCACUGACCUACAGAGAAUAACCAAUGUACUGAUGUGUUUCAUGAAGUAACAUCAUGAUAAAUCGGCAUGUUUGUUUAAACAAGCUGUUAUGGAGAUGACGCAAAAUAAUUUCAUUAAUAUAAGCCUAUAACUUCUAUAACUAUAAAAAAAAAAACGAUAACUUUUAAGCAAACUGCAGGGGGGUUAUUGGGCUGUAUGGUAAAACAUGGUGUGGCAGGUUUGAAUCAUUUACACAGGUAGAUUAAACCGGAAACAAAUUUGGGUUGUUUCCAAGGCGAUAUAAGGGACAUUACUGUGCACCAUUAUGGUAUCAUUGAGGCAUCAAUAAUUUUUGAAAAUCAGCUUGUUUGGCAACAGGGUCGCUAGUAACAGGAUUGAAGAUCCAGGCUAAUAUUGGCCAUUAUUCAGUAAAGGAUGCUAACUUUAGAACCAUGUGUUGAUUUCAACAUCAUGACAAACACAUUUUUACAAUAAAUAAAGAAGUUCUUUAAAUGAAUAUUCUUUGUAGCUGCAAUCUUAAAAACAGUGUCGAGUUGCUGAGCCGGACGAAGUCAAGCAAUGCUGAUGUUAUUUGAUAAAUAUUUCGUAUAGUUGAGGGGGGUAUACUUUUCUCUUGGCCAUGCUGUUAGACAGUGUCAUUUUAUACAAUAGUUUACAAAUGAAAUAAAAGUAAAACCAAGAAAUAACAAAUAUUUCAAAUAUAUGUUUAAACCACAGGUGAUUGCAUUAAGACUGCACAGGAAGCCCCGCUUCCCCUAAAAUGUCAUUAAAAUGCAGCAAUGAAAUCUAAUCCCUAUAUUAUUCAGCACUCUAUUUAUGCUCAUUGGACAAAGGGGCUUUUAAUAUGUUCUGUUGGGUCGCACUAGGAGUCCCUGGGCAUGAAUGGGAGUGUGGGCAAGUGGCUUUUACAUUAAACAACGUAUCUCAACAUUUAUUUGACAGUGCGCUCUUCACUGAUUGGUAGAUCUCUGAAAAGGGUGCAACUUUGUAACCAAAUGCCAAUCACUGAAACAGUACUGAAGAUGACUGACAUCUCAAGUGCCAGUCAGCUGUUCAUCUGCGUGCUGUAUUUUAUAUAUGACUAGUACAGCUUGUUAUUUAAUCUUUGUAAUUGGUAAAUAAAUUGUAAGUAUAAAGUUAUGUUUUUGAGGAAAGCCUGAGAAUUAAACAGGAGGCCAGUACAACAGAUAAAACUAAACACACACACACACAUACACGUACGUACACACACAGAUAUAUACACAGAUAUAUACACGUAUAUAUAUAUAGACAGAUAUAUAUCUCUGUUGUACUUCAGUAAUUGACAGCUGUGCCAAUGGUUUACUGUCUUUUGUUUUUAUUAGAACUGCUCCUACAUUACAUGAUUAUAAAUAAAUAAACAAACAUAUCUCUUUUCUUUGGCUUAUAAUCAAUAUUGACUUAUUGUGGUGCCAUGCCAAAUUUAAUAAAUCGCAAUACUAAAACUUGUCUCUUGAAAACUUGGCGUUUUUCAAUGAAUGUAUUGAGUGAAUGAAACAAUGACUUACUCGAAAUAUCUAAUAGGACAUUCACUGGCGCCACCUACUAGUGGAAAUGUGUAACUUAUGGAAAGUUAGAAUAUUCAAAAGCAGUCACGUGGUUGGGCACCGAAAAGAAAGUUCGGCCGUCAUGGAUCACGUGGUUUUUAUUUUGGCGGCAAAAAAAAAGAGAAAAAGAAAGGAUACAGUGUUUCAAAGCAAGGUGUGUGUGGUGUUUUAUUUUUAUAGGCGCGCGCUUCCGAGCGUCAGGAUCAAGUGUGACAUCACUAGACACACGUGUUCUCCACACGGCUUUUACAGACUGAACCAGGAAGUGUGAGCUGCUGUAAGUGACUGUGAGUUUAUUUUUCAGUAAAAUGGCAGAAGCGAAUAUUUUAGGACUUCAGGAUCAGUUCAGCUGUCCAAUCUGUCUGGAUCUACUCAAGGAUCCAGUGACUAUUCUCUGUGGACACACUUUCUGUAUGGUGUGUAUUAAUGGCUGCUGGGAUCAGGAGGAUCCGAAGGGAGUCUAUAGCUGUCCUCAGUGUAGACAAACCUUCACUCCAAGACCUGUUGUGGGUAAAAACACUGUUCUGGCUGAAGUAGUGGAGACACUGAAGAAGACGGGACUCCAAGCUACACGUCCUGCUCACUGUUCAGCUGGACCUGAAGAUGUGGAGUGUGAUUUCUGCACUGGGAGAAAAUCCAAAGCCAUCAAGUCCUGUCUGGUGUGUCUGGCCUCUUUCUGUGAAACUCACCUCCAGCCUCACUAUGAAUCUCCUGCCUUUAAGAAGCACAAGCUGGUGGAAGCCUCCAGACGACUCCAGGAGCAGAUCUGCUCUCAGCAUGACAAACUGCUGGAGGUUUACUGUCGCACUGAUCAGCAGUGUAUCUGUGUUUUGUGUAUGUUACAUAAACAUAAAGGACAUGGUACAGUAUCAGUUGCAGCAGGACGAGCUGAGAAACAGAAGAAGUUGUUGGAGAUGCAGGGAAAUUACAAACAGAGAAUCCAGGAAAGAGUGAAGGAGCUUCAGGAGCUAACAAAGGCUGUGGAGUCUCACAAGGGCUCUGCCCAAACAGCAGUGCAGGAAAGUGAGAGGAUCUUUACUGAGUUGAUCAAAACCAUUGAGAAAAGACUCGAUGAGGUGACAGCACGGAUCAGAGCUCAGGAGAAAGCUGCAGUGAGCCGAGCUGAAAAAGUCAUGAAGCAACUCGAGCAGGAGAUUGCAGAGCUGAAGAGGAGAGACGCUAAGAUGGAGGAGCUUUCACACACAGAGGAUCCCAUUUAUUUCCUCCAGAAUUUCCGUUCUGUCUCGGCUCCUCUUGGGUGUGCAGACUUACCCGCCGUCACAGUGAAUUCUCACCACACUUUUGAGGAUGUGAUAAAGUCGGUGUCUCAAGUGAGAGAGAAGCUAGAAAAACACUGUAAAGAUGAGAUUGAGAAGAUUUCAAGUGAAUUCAAGAAAAUUCGGCUUAUUCCUCCACAAAACAGAGAAGAGUUCCUAGACUAUUACUGUCAGUUCACACUGGAUCCCAACACAGCAGGGUAUCCCCUCCGUCUGUCUGAUGGAAACACAGUCGUGACCUCGUCAUCAGGGUCAUAUUAUGAUCCUUCAGUUGGUCGUCAAGUGAUGUGUAGUGAGAGUGUGCAUGGAUGCUGUUACUGGGAGGUGGAGAGGAGUGGGAAUUAUGAGGUUUCUAUUGCGGUGUCCUAUAAAUACCUCGACUGGAAGGGAAGCGGUAAGGAGUGUGAGUUUGGACGCAAUGAUAAGUCCUGGAAUUUGCUGUGCUGCUCCACUCAUUGCUCAUUCCUGCACAACAACCAAGAAACUCAAAUCUCCAUGAGCCCCAGCCCCUCUAGAAUAGGAGUGUUUGUGGAUUACAAGGCAGGAACUCUGUCUUUCUACAGCGUCUCUAACGUUAAGCUCCUCCACAAAAUCAAGAAUAAAUUCACUCAGCCUCUUUACCCUGGGUUUAGGCUCAAUUCCUAUUCCACUGUAAAACUAUGCCAUACAAAAUACAGAUCUUUGGAAGCUAAAACCCUGUAAGGUACACGUUACAGUGCUGGUCGGUAAAUAAAACUUCGGGAUGUGCUGUUACAGGAAAAUAAUCAACUUAUGGUGGUAAAAGUAAGUCAUGUUGGGUUCAACCUGUAACAGCACGUCCUGAAGUUUUAUUUAUUCUUAAUACAAAGGCAGCCUGCCAAUGCUAAGUUUUUAUUAUUAUUAUUAUCAUUAUUAUUAUAAUAAUAAUAUUAUUAUUAUUAUUAUUAUUAUUAUUAUUAUUAAGUAAGGACCAAUGUGUUAUCAUUUGAUCUGUUUCUACUUGCAUUUGAGUUGUGAAAUGCCCUCAAAACAAACUAGUUCCUGUUCUCACUUGUUAUAGCAGCUAUAAAAAAUUAUUCAGUCUUUAGAAUAAGAGUGUGUGAAACAAUCGUAUCCUUUACAUGAUCAUGUGUGUGGUUCUUCCUUUACAGUCUCUGUUUUAGUAGCCUUUAACCUUCCUGGAAUGUCUGGGUUCAAACUGACUCCAAAGCAACUUCGACAUCUCUGGAAAAAAAUGUUAUGCUAAUCAUAUUUUUCAACCUUGAAUCCUUCUGGCUUUUGCUGAAUUUAUUAGUUGAAUUCAUAAGCAUGCACAUCUUGUGUUAGAGUUUUCGAAAUGCCUGUGCACAUUUUGACCCAAUCGGUCAUGUCUGAGGUCAUUUUGACCCCAACCUCUUUUUUGUGAAAUAAAUAAAUGAAUAAAAAAAAAUGUAUAAAGCCAAGUUUUAGUCUGGCGGAUCAGUGCUACAUUUAAAUGCAGAUUAAAACAAAAUAAUAGUAACAUUUUGAAUCUGAGUAUUUUAUUAUAUGUUAAAA